CUUACACAUACACUAUAUUGCCAAAAGUAUUGGGACACCCCUCCAAAUCAUUGGAUUCAGGUGUUCCAAUCCCCUCCAUGGACACAGGUGUAUAACAUCAAGCAUCUAGGCAUGCAGACUGCUUCUACAAACAUUUGUGAAAGAAUGGGUCGCUCUCAGGAGCUCAGUGAAUUCAAUCAUGAUACCGUGAUAGGUUGCCACCUGUGCAAUAAAUCCAUCUGUGAAAUUUCCUUGCUUUUUUAUAUUCCACAGUCAACUGUUAGUGGUACUAUAACAAAGUGCUAGCAACUGGAAAAAACAGCAACUCAACCACAGUGGUAGGCCACGUAAAAUGACAGAGCGGGGUCAGCGCAUACUCAAGUGCACAGUCCGCAAAAGUUGCCAACUGUCUGC
Messenger RNA from Staurois parvus, 393 nucleotides. The record is from the annotation of a GenBank genome assembly. NCBI's taxonomy places the organism in Eukaryota, Metazoa, Chordata, Amphibia, Anura, Ranidae.